Molecule: messenger RNA, 2998 nt
Organism: Magnolia sinica
Lineage: Eukaryota; Viridiplantae; Streptophyta; Magnoliopsida; Magnoliales; Magnoliaceae
Product: disease resistance RPP13-like protein 4
Exons: 4
Coding region: 1-2799 (932 amino acids)
Biological process (GO): defense response to other organism
Molecular function (GO): ADP binding; ATP hydrolysis activity
Source: RefSeq, a predicted model, not a curated record
AUGGCUGAUGCUGUGGUCAGUGCUCUCCUGAAUAAAUUGGUUCCAAUACUAGUAAGUGAAGCCGAACGAUUACUAGAACUUAAUGACCAGUUUGAGGAAACAAAGAACGAGCUUUGUUACAUGCAAAGCUAUCUCAAGGAAGCUGAUCGAGUUAAGAGAAAAGAUAGGAACAACGUUCUCAACACAGUAAUGAGUAACUUAAGAGAGCUGGUAUACGAUGUUGAGGAUGUAAUAGCAGAUUGCCAAAUUCUAUUUCAGAAAAAACACCAAGGGUGUGCACCCAAUUUUACAAGUUAUUGCUCUCCUGCCCUUUUCAAAGCACGCCAUCGGAUGGGAAAGCGGUUGAGGAAAAUAAAUCAAGAGGUAAGGAAGGUGAACAAAAGGAUGCAAUCCUACUUGCAUACAGCUCCUCGCCAAAUUACUGGCAAUGAUGAAGAUGUUGGGAAUCUGCCAUUGACCUACCCAAUCAUAAUGGAUGAAUCUGAAAUGGUAGGAAUUGAAUAUGACUCGGAAAAGAUAAUAAAUUGGAUCUUAGAAGCUAAUGAGUGCUUAACAUUGAUUGGAGUAGUUGGAAUGGGAGGAAUCGGUAAAACCACACUUGUUCAAAAGAUAUGUAACAGUGAGAGUGUGAGUAGCUCUUUUAAACACUCACUUUUUGUUAUUGUUUCUCAAAAUUUCAAAUUGGAAGAAUUACUGAAGAAGAUGCUAAGUAAACUAGAUGUAGAAGAGGAAUUCGUAAGGGGAGAUGACGUCCGUGAGUUACUGGAAAGGCUUAAGAGCAUUUUAGAUGAGAAGUACUUGAUAGUUUUGGAUGACGUGUGGGGAACAGAUGAAGGGAGGUGGUGGGAUAGCUUGAAGUCCGCUUUGCCCUCAGUAGAGGGUAGCUGUGUUAUUGUUACAUCAAGGAAUGAGAAGGUUGCUCAAUCAAUGGGGGCUACUGACAAGUGCAUACAUCGUCUGCAAGUUCUUUCGGAUGAAGAUAGUUGGUCCUUAUUUAGCAAGGUAGCUUUUGCAAGAAAUGGAGGUAAGUGCACAAAUCCAGAUUUGGAGGUAUUGGGAAAGGAGAUUGUUAAGGGAUGUGGGGGGCUUCCUCUGGCAAUCAACGUUGUGGGCGGAAUGAUGUUGGGGAAAGGUGAUUCCAUCCAUGAAUGGAAGCAAAUAUCAAAGCACCUAAAGGAGGAGUUGCAAAUCAGUCAGAAAGAUGAGACGAUCAUUUCGACACUAGAGUUAAGCUACGAAGAGCUCCCAAUACACUUAAAACCUUGCUUCUUGUGUCUUGCCAUGCUUCCUGAAGAUUAUGAAUUACCAGUUGUGUACAUUGUUGAAUUGUGGAUUGGUGAAGGUUUUGUUUGGGGAAGAAAUGAGAAAACGGCAUUUGAGAUCGGAGAAGAAUGCUUUACAGAAUUAUUUAAUCGAUCUUUGAUACUUGGAACGGAUAAAGAUGUCUUUGAAAGUCGCUUCAUUCGUUGCAAAAUGCAUGAUAUGGUUCGAGAUAUGGUGAUAAAAAUUGCAAGAGAAGAGAGCUUUUUUGUGAGCUUGGAGAGUGGAGGUAGGAUCGGAUUCAGUGUGCAGUCUCGCCACCUGGGAAUUUCAGAGAACACAACAGUGGAGAGCAUCCGAAACAGUUCUACCAAGCUGAGGACAUUGGUUGGAAUGGAAAUGGAGAGGAAUGAGAUCAUUGCAAGUGUAAAAGUAGUACUCUGCAAAGUAAGGUGGUUGAGGGUGUUAGAUCUUUCAUUGUCAAACACGAAAAUUGAUGUUGUGGCCAAGAAUUGGUUGAGUGGGAUAGGGUCAUUACAGCACCUCGUUUUUCUUAGAAUAGAGAAUUCUGCGUUAAGAAGGCUCCCCGCUUCAAUCAGAAAUCUUCAUAAUCUUCAGAUUCUAUGUUUAAGAGACUGCCCGAAUUUGGAAAUGCUUCCUGUGUCAAUCACAACAUUGGAGAAGCUGACAGAUAUCGUAAUCUUUGAUUGUCCCUCUUUAGAAUGCAUGCCGGAAGGGCUUGGAAAGCUUUCAAAUCUUGAAAGGUUAUUUGGGUUUACACCAAUGAAUUUGGGUGGUAAAAAUGGAUCUGAUAUUUCGGAUCUGAAGAAGUUGACAAGACUCAGAAAACUUUCGAUGGACAUAAAGUCAGAGAAACAAAUAGAAGGGGAAUGGAAUGUGUUAUCAAUGCUCUAUCAUCUGCAAUUUCUAGAACUAGACUUUGAGGGCAGUUCUAUUGAAAGUGAAGGAGUUGUAAAGAAGAUUGACAGUCAGUUUUCUGCUCCUUUAAAAUCCCUUAGAGAGUUGCAUCUUUGGGACUACACAAGAGAAAGCACACCUGCGUGGCUCAGUCCUAUUUCCCUUCCCAAUCUUCAGUUUCUUUUCAUUGGUGGGGGAAGGAUUAAGAAGAUGGGUCCCAGAUUUUGGGACUGUGAGAAUGGGGUAUGGAAAGUGGAGGUCUUAGUACUAAAAUACUUGAAAGAGAUGGAAGAAGAGUGGACGAGGAUGCGAAGGGCAAUGCCGUCUUUAAGACUCGUGAAGGUUCAAAAUUGUCCGAAGCUCAGGUCAUUCCCAUUGAAUGACACGUUUGAAGAUUAUCGUGGAAAUUGGAGCAUAUGGAGGAAAGAAGAAGAAAAAGGAGGUAUGCUAUUACGUGCACAUAGUGCUCCCAUUGUCUUUGAAGCUGCGCUUGCCGCCCUAGAAGAAGGUGAAGGUCUUCGAAUUUCACGCGCACACAGUGCUUCCAUCCUCUAUGAAGUUCCAUCUACCACCGAAGAAGAAAAAGAAGGACCAGAGAUACAAGAGAUUUCAUCUGAGUAGCUCCAGCAAAGGCAAUUUAUAUCAUCUGGAGGCAACCCAUCAUCCAACAAUGUUUACAGUUCAUCAUGUGGUUUCUUGCUUUUAACUUCCUAUGUCCAUUAAUAAAUUUGUGAACUCCUGUUCUUUCUGCCAGAUGGGCAAAAGAUUUUACUUUCUUUCUAUAAUAUGUAUAUUUGUAGCCAAUUGACCUUUGUAAUUA